AGGAGACGCACAGUCAAGUCCUGCUCACAGGUCUGGUAGGGUGUGCAUAAUCCCGUGGGCAAGGGACUACCCGUGAGAAUCUACGUUUGACUAUAUGCAGCAGGCAACAGGCAAUACGUACCACGGGAAAAUUUACAUCCGAGACGUGUAUGUUGAUUUCAAGUGGAUUUUAUCUGUGCUUUAUUGUGUUCCAACAUUCACGAACCACUGCUAGAGACGCCUCUGAAUCGACAACUUGACAAGUACACGGGAAGUUAGACAAGGUUCGAUGAUUCCGUGAAGAAGGAAAAGGGAUUGUCGAAUUACCAGUGUUGCGUAUACACACAUACGCACUAGAUAUUCACGGCACGGUGGAGGUACGGACGGACUUUCAUACAGACGUUUAUAUCCCCUGGACAGUGUGGCGCGGUCAGUGAAAUUUAAUGAGCUGGGGGUAGGCAAGGAAGCUGGGGACACGUUCAGCAGGCAAGCAUGGCGAAACUGCGCUGUAGCAGGCGCUGUAGACAGACAAUCACCAUGCUUGUUAUCCCCUUCGUCUGCCUGCUAGGACUGAGCAUGCGAGAGAUCACUGAGCGCAUCGCCCACCACAACAAGGAGGUACGACGAGAGGCUAUGGCCCGGUUUUUGAAGGAGAACCCAUUCGUGGUGCAGCUGCAAAAUAGGAUUGCUUCCCGGCGGAUUAGAGCGUUGAUCGAACGGGAGACUAACGGCUAUCGCCUGACGGACGAAUCGCCGGUGAAGGACAUCGGCAGGAAUAUCAAACAGAUGGGCAGCGCCAGGGUGUAUCGUGACAUACCCAACUGCCCCACGGAUCACCCACUCUUCGGUCCAAUAGAGGUUAACAUUAACAAAACUCUGAAUGUGACGAUGGAGGAUGUGAUCAACAUUAACAGAGACGUUAAGAAGGGAGGAUUAUGGCGGCCUAGCCACUGUCGAUCUCCUCGCAGAGUUGGAAUUGUGAUUCCAUUUCGUAACCGAGAACAACACCUCAGGAUUCUACUCUAUCAUCUGCUGCCCCUGCUUAAACGUCAGCUUCUAGACUUCCAGAUUUUUGUUGUCGAACAGAUUGGCAACACAACGUUUAACAAGGGCAAGCUGAUGAACGCGGGUUUCCUAGAGGCUAUAUAUUUCGGUGACUUCCACUGUUUCAUAUUUCACGACGUCGACCUGAUCCCUGAAGAUGACCGGAUCCUGUACAGGUGUCCACGAACCCCUCGACACCUCUCAGUGGCUGUGGACACUCUUGACUACAAGUUGCCCUACGAUAAGCUUGUAGGAGGGGUUCUAAACAUGCCCGUGGACUCUUUCAUCGCAGUUAAUGGAUACUCAAACAUGUUUUGGGGAUGGGGAGGAGAGGACGACGAGAUGGGCGAAAGAAUCUAUGAAAUUGGAGCAAGAAUUCAAAGACCACCUGCAAACAUCGCUAGAUACAAGAUGAUAAUCCAUAAGAAAAGUCCCGCUGAUCAUUAUGAUGGAGUGCACAAGCUUCUGGAUACUGUACCAAAGCGAAUUUUAACAGACGGACUGAACAGUAUCCAAUACAGCCUAAAAGGAAUUCACUUCAAAAAGCUUUACACUCAUAUAUGGAUAGACGUAGGUCUGCCUCCCGAUUACAAGAAAAAUACUACACAGGAGACAAAAAGCGCACCAGACACUGCUUCAGAGAAGAGUGAUUUGCCAGAAGUGAAACAAACUGACAAAAACAAUGAGCAGUGGACAAAAAGCGACACCACACCAGAGAAGGAAGGCAGUGGAAGGAGCUGAUAUCGGGAAACCUGAUCAUAUGUUGUAUCAAGUAAAUCCGGUCAUCAGAUGACAAGUGCAAAUUUACUGACACGAAGCAACUACCCAUUUGCCGAUGCUUAGAAACUCCUUAUUUGUCAAUGCAGGACAACUACUCAUUUGUCGAUGCUUAAGAGCUCCUCAUUUGCCAAUGCAUUGAAACUGCUCAAUUGUCGAUGGGUAGCAACUACCCAUUUGCCCAUGCCUAGGAACCCCUCAGUUGUCAGUGCAUGGCAACUUUCAUUUGUCAAUGGGUAGCAACUGUUCAUUUGUCGAUGCUUAAGAACUCCUCAUUUGCCCACGCAUGGCAACUGCUCAUAUGUCGACAAUGUGUGUCAACUGUGCCUUGGUCUUCGUGUGGUAUGUGCUUCUUCACCACUGGCUGAACUCUUACCGGUGGCGUUGCGCCUGGGAGGUCAAGUAUUCCGUCCCAUAAGAGCUCCAGAAGAUAACUGUGAUAGUCCUGUGUAGGUAGACCGAGGUUUCACUUGUAGACGAAUCUCCAUACAAAGCCUGGGGAGCUCAUUUUCUACCUCAAACGGACGAAAGCCUCAACUAUUUUUGGGACAAAUAGAUCUGUGGCGAAAAUGAAAGGAUGGGUAGAGUUGAAAGCAUCUCAAUAUUCUGCCCCAAGUGCUCUCAUGUUGUUGUUGACACAUAACUUUUCCUCUUGCCAACAUAUCCCGAACCUAUUUUAGUACCUGUUAUGCGUGUUUUGUUGUUUUCAUUUGGCAUUUUGCAUUGUGAGUGCGCCAUGAAGAAUAUUUUGGCAUUGCUCUGUUUCCACAGACAUGCGGUUGCGUUUGCGAAAAUUCUUCCGAAAAUCGGAAUUAUAAAAAUACGCUGGAGUGUUUCCACGGAAUUCUCUAAAGUAUGCGCAUUAACGCAGAGCAAAUGGAACAUUUACGAUUUUUUUUUACGCUUCGGAUGAAGAUUUAUAACUGAGGUGGAUUGACAGUGUGAUGUAUAGAAUCGCAGCUGUCAACGUAUGGAAACAUUGUAAGAAGUAAUACGUCAGGUAAUCGCACGAAGAAAACGUCAAGUAAUCGUAUGAAGAAACCCAAACUUAAUCGCACGUCUGUGGAGACAUGGCUUAUGCGGAUCAUAAAUAUGAUCCCAGUGAUACUGUCAGAUCAUUCCCAAAGAUUUCUAGAUUCUGCCCCAGGUUAUGUCUAUGAAGAUCUCACGCCAGAACAGACUUGAUGUCGCAACAAGAUUCAGUCGUAUAGUGAUACGUGGUUGACUUGUGUAUCAAGUGACAGAUGACAGACUUUCUGGUGAGUGAUAUGGAGAUAUAUAUGUACAUAUUAUUGUGUAUAGGCGCAGAGCCGGAUGGCUUUGUUUUAGAGAUUCCAAGCGCUUAUUUCGUGGAAUCACAAAUGGGGUGAAAAAGGAAAAACAGUUCCUCCGUUAUUUAUUUAUUUUUUUUUUAUGGACCUGAAGGGAACCCUGAAUUGCCAAAGCAUGCACGACGGUGUGUAUGUUUUUAUUGUGAUCAAUCAUUUAAAUACCAUUUCAAGUCUCGCGUGAUUGCCCAAAUUGAUGUAGCGUUCUCAUACAGCCAUUUGACUAUAUAGGGGAGACCGAGGUAAGUUGAGCAAAGAGCUAAGAUGAACCACCUCCGUUAAAAAGUUUCAGGAUGUACAACGUAAAACAAAAGCACGAUAUAUAUUGUCACAAACAUGUGCUGACCUUUUUCACCUAGUUACAUAGUAGCAACACCACGGGAAAUAAACAACAAAAUCAGUUUUGACAAAAAGUGAAUACUGUUGAAACAGGUAUGUGUUCUUCUCUUAAACAGAUAAAUGAGAGUGAGCUUGGAACGAAUUUCACAUCUAAAACAUUAUACUUUAAUCAUUUGGUUUGUGAUGUAAAAUUAGUUUUAGCAUUACUAGCUUUUUAACUUCCAAGAAAAAAAGUAGUGCGGCUAGGCUGUGUAUGAUGAGGCAUAUAAGGUGAGCUAUGAACCAACUUACCCCAUAGGCUGUUGUUGACAUAUUUAGUUGUUCUUACAGCUUCAUUUUUAUCUUCUGCAGUCACACAUUUCUCAUGUCAGUCAUAUAAACCUACAAAUAUCCUUGAGUUUAGAUUUAAUUCAUUUGAUUUCAGAUCAACCCAGAUUAGAAUAAGCGAUAGAUAAGCAGAGGGAAAAGGUGCUUAUGAAUGUUCAAUUGAGCAAAUGAACAAAUGAAUUUGUCAACAGGAAAUCUGUUUUAUAAAUGAAAGCAUUGUUCAAAAUAUCGCUGAGCCUGCAACACUUGGGAGAUCUGCCCACAGAUCUACCCUACUCAAAUUCCCGUGUUACUUACAAAGCUACAAUAUACUAGUAAAAUAGGCACGUUUAAUUGCAUGCGCAUUAUCCAAUCUUUGUAGAACUUGUAACAAUGCUGGAAUAAAACAACUUAUUUAAUAAUAGAUAAGGGAUACUUGCUUCUUUAUGUGGCGACUCAACUUACCCCACGCUAUGGAUCAACAUACCCCAUUCUCGGGGUAUUUGAUCCACAAAGUCAACAUUUUUUUUAUUUCGCAUCUAAUAUAAAAGUAUUGUAUUUGAUAAAAUGGAAUGUUGUGUAUUUCUAAUUACAUUUUGUAAAGAAGUGUCUCAUCUUAACCCGGUCUCCCCUAGGCUCCUGUUACCACUGAAUAUCUGACUGACCAUCAGAUUGACGUUGUUAAUUAUUUUCUGCAAUUACAUGUAGUAUAUAACAGACAAGCUUGUCAUAUUAGUUAUAUUUAUCUCAAAUAGGGGCAUUCCACAAGAGCUAAAAUAAGCCUUAUGUUUCUAAGAUUAUGUGUUGGGAAUAGGCAUAUAUCGUCUGUUGAUUUAUGACCGUGGUGUUCAGUGUGCAGUGUAUGUUUAUACAUAUACUGGUAUGUAACUGCUGGGAGAUAGGUCAGUCAUCAAGGACAUUUGAUCAUGUUAUAAAUGACCCAAUCGCCGAUGUGUGGACAUGCCACGCACCAGUCUGGGUCCACUUUCCCGAAAACGUCAUGAAUCAAUUUUCAGAAACAUUUUGUCGUAGAUCGCCAUUAUAACAAAAGACAAUUUGAUUGAGGGAAAAUGGUACCUGAAAUCUGAUUAGGGAAGGUUUGCGGAAGUGGCUCCUCAGACAGUUUCCAGAUGAAGCCAGUGAGAUACAGUCGGGUUUGGGAUUAACCGAUCGUUAAUUCCAAUUUUGGGUGGUAGGCUGAGGAACGGUAAAUGACAUGUGAAUGCAAUUAUUAUUUUUUAUAAAAGAUCCCAUAGGUGGUUUUUAUGCUCAUUUUAUCACAUAUGGACAUCAUAAACGUUGUUAAACAUUCAUGUAUAUUUAUGCUCAAAAGUUAUGUUAAGGUUUGCUUAAUGACUGCCUGUUCGGGUAAUAUGACAAUGUGUACUUCAUGUGUUUUAACUAUGGCCAAUUUUUUUAACGCCUCUGUGCUGAGCACCUGCCAGUGACGUGAAUUACAAAAAAUCUCAUUAUAAACAAAGGACAAGUACAGCUAUCAUGAGUGUAAUGUUUUAUUGCAAUAUGUUUUACAUAUAUAAACAUGUAUUCAUAAGAGAGAAACGUGUAUGACCCUGAGCAGUGUAAGUGAAUUUAUUCUUUCAGCCAAUCAGGGACGUGUUUCUUUCUUGAGGUAGCAGUGAAAUUGGGAACAACCCUAUUAUCUAUCUUGAUUGGUUCAGUGAUGUUGCUAUGGUGCCAUAUUACUGACGUAACUUGAAGUUUGAAAGAAAGUCACUGAACAAGCUGGAAUGAGGAAGUUUGUUUAAUGGUUAAAUUAAACGAAGCCGGAUUUGAUUCAUGUCAACAAAUUAUACAUAUAACUUUAAAUGCAGAACAAGGCCUGUGCGAAAAUCCAAAGUCACACUUGUCCUUAAAAGUAUGCCAUGCCCGCGCUGUUAUGCAGAUUGCUCUGGGGCACCUUCCAUAAAUCCAUCUCUCACCUUGACUCAAGCAUUCUGACGUGCUUUUUGAUUUUGACUUAAGACAGAAUUGGCUUUGUGGAGUCAGCCACAGAAUACUACACUGACUUGAAAUCGUAUUUCUAAACGUAAUAUAUAUCACGGCAUGGGUGACAAUAUGGAACACACUCCAUCCUUAUUAUGGAUAUAUAAAACAGCAGAUCCAGUCAUCAGUCACUGCACAUUUGUGGCCUUUAAUUUUUCUUUAGCACAAAGCGUGACCAUUGUUAGUAGUUUUGAAAGUACCUUUUCUUCCCUAGUAAUUAAUGAAUUCAGUCGUAGUCGUAUUUCCAAUCCAGUUAGAGUUGGA
Molecule: messenger RNA, 6041 nt
Organism: Liolophura sinensis
Lineage: Eukaryota; Metazoa; Mollusca; Polyplacophora; Chitonida; Chitonidae
Product: beta-1,4-N-acetylgalactosaminyltransferase bre-4-like
Exons: 7
Coding region: 472-1764 (430 amino acids)
Biological process (GO): carbohydrate metabolic process; glycosphingolipid biosynthetic process
Cellular component (GO): Golgi apparatus
Molecular function (GO): galactosyltransferase activity; N-acetyl-beta-glucosaminyl-derivative 4-beta-N-acetylgalactosaminyltransferase activity
Source: RefSeq, a predicted model, not a curated record